AUGGAGGAGGAGCUUGCUAAACACUUGAAACAACUAGCUGACCAGUUCCACGGCCUUCCUCCAGUUAAGUGCCGUGAACUGGCAUUUGAAUACGCAAAGAGAAACAAUAUCCCUGUUAAAGCCAAUUGGACAGAGAAACAAUGUGCAGGAAUAGAGUGGUUUCGGCGGUUUCUUGCAUGUUGCCAUCUGUCUGUCCAAACUCCAGAGGCAACAUCCCUGGGAAGGGCUACAGCCUUCAAUAAAACUACAGUAGGGGAGUUCUUCAACAAUCUGGCUGUAGUGAUGGACAGGCACACAUUCCCUCCACACAUGAUUUACAAUGUAGAUGAAACCGGCGUCUUUACAGUUCAAAAGCCACGACAGGUUGUGACAGAGAAAGGAAAAAAGCAAGUUGGUUCUAUCACAUCAUCUGAGAGGGGAGAACUAGUGACUGUGGUGUGUGCAGUGAAUGCUGCUGGGAAUGCCAUACCUCCUAUGUUUGUCUUCCCCAGAGUUAGGUUUAAGGAUGACUUCCUGAUAGGAGCACCUCCAGGAGCCAAAGGUGCCUCCACCAGAACAGGAUGGAUGAAUGAAGACAAGUUCCAAUUAUGGGUCCAUGUUCUGAGACCCAGACUGUGCAUUAGCUGGUUCUGCUUGUACUUUGCUCUUGACACCCAGAUACUAGCUAAAGGUCCUGUGUUAUGA
Molecule: messenger RNA, 684 nt
Organism: Xiphophorus couchianus (Monterrey platyfish)
Lineage: Eukaryota; Metazoa; Chordata; Actinopteri; Cyprinodontiformes; Poeciliidae
Product: jerky protein homolog-like
Exons: 4
Coding region: 1-684 (227 amino acids)
Cellular component (GO): nucleus
Molecular function (GO): DNA binding
Source: RefSeq, a predicted model, not a curated record